AACCGUCGAAAUAAAAUCUCGUCUCAACAUUUCAGUACGGUAUUUACAUCCGAAACGUUCCAAACAAUAAUGGCGUCAAAACGAGAUCGGAUAAAUUUGACAGUUGCCGAAAGAAACGAAACCCUUAUGAUGGGAGAAAGAAAUAAAGAUCUAGAACCCAUAAUGGCAAAGUACGGUAUUUCACAAGCCAAAGUUUAUCGUAUAAUUACAAUGAGUGAAAGGAUUAAAAGACAAUUCGAGACCUGCGAGGAGUUUGGGCGAUUUCCAAAACGUUUAAGAAGACAUACAGCGGAUGUAGAUAGAGUUGUUCUCUACUGGUACUUACGAUCCAGUUCCUCUUGGUUGAAAAAGUUUAAAAAACGUUACAAUAUUACUCUUACGAAUAUCAAGAUAAAUGUGUCAACUGCAGAUGAAAUCUCUUUCUGGGAAGUUUAUGCAGCUUGUAUUAACUCUAUGAUGCAACGCAGUAACUGCGCAUUGAAGAACGUUUACAAUGUCGUUUAUACAACAAUGAUGUGGAAAGUAUUACCAGAAAAAACUUCUUUUUUCAACAGUGAGGAGUCGGUAGAAAGCCUAAAAAUGUGCGAAGAUCACGUUACUGCACUUAUUUGUGCAAAUGCUACCGGAUGUCACAAGUUGCCAAUAGUAAUAAUCGGUAGCGAUCCGGAUAUUUAUAAUGUAUACUCUUACACUACACAACACUUCUCAACUAUCUACAAAUCAAACACAAAUGCUUGCAUGAACAGUACCAUUCUCAAACAAUGGUACGAUGAAAUUUUCUUAGAAUCAAUUAAAGAAAGACAACGAGAGAACAACAGCGAGGAGGAAUAUUUCUUGUUACUAGGUAAUGGUAUGUUGGAUUACAAUGUCAAGGAACUUAAUCAUAUAGAUAAAUUCGUUACAAUUAAGAUUCCUCCAUUUUACGCAUCACCACUCAGACAACCAAUGAAUCGUGGAAUAAUCACAUGUUUCAAGCGAAAGUACCGAAUAGAAUUUUUGGAAGCAAUAAGGCCAAUAUCUUCUGAGGGGAUUGCGAAGCAAAAUGUGAUAAACCUCUAUAAAGAUUUAGACAUGUGGGAUUGCUGCCGCAUUGUACAUGAUGCUUGGUUAAGUGUCGACAAUGCAACACUGACAUACGCGUGGGAGGAACUUUUGAUGCCUAAACAUAUACAGAGUAUGAAAUGCACAAAAAGUUUUGAUGCUGACAUACGUAGAGCAGUUCAAUUGCUGCAUAAAUUACCUGGAUGCGAAGAGUGCGAAGAAAAAGAUGUGAUUAACUGGUUUCGUAUUGAAAGCAAAUAUGAUACAGACAUGAAGGUGUGUGACGAAGAAGUUCUUCAAAAAUUAGAAAACCAUAUUCUGGGUCAGGUGAAUAGAGAUAUUAGCGGCGAUGAAGUUGGACCUUCUCAUGCGUAGCUUUCAAGAAAGAGCUAACAUGGUUUGAAACACAAAAUGAAAGUAACUCGGUGGAAUUGCUUCUAUUAAAACAUGUGUAUUAAAAUGUAUAUUAAGAAAUAUAAUAUGAUUUAGCGAUAAGAAAUUGUGGAACCCGUAUAGUUUUAUGUAGCGUUCAAUUGUAUGCUUGUACCAUUUGGUUUGAAGUACAGGAAAAGCUGUUGUUCUAUAAUUCAAACACAUUUAUCCUUAUUAGUUCCGGUAAUCAAGAUUCUGUUAUAUAUGGAAGACAAGGAAAGACGUGCAAUGGUAUUCUUGUAUUUACGUUCUCUUUGAACUUUAUACUUUGAAUUUGGCAAAUUAGAGUUAAAGUAACUGUUAAAUUAAAUGUUUAUUGGGAAUAUAGAGAUGGAUCGGCGAAUGUAUUAAACAAAUAUAUUGUCGCACAAAUAAAUGAUGAUGACCUUAAAAUCAUAUUUAAAAAAGGUCUUCUAGGAAAAACAUUAUCUACCAAAUAGCAUAACCUUUCCCUACGUAGUUCUUUUCAUAAUAUUAAUAACGUUGUUAUUUAGGUGUCCCGAUUUAUGUAUCCCAUUCUGUAUUUCAGCGGAUAUUUAUCAGUGCGAGUACCUACCAAAGCCGGUUGAUACGCGAAUAAUAUGUGCGAAACUUGAAUCGAAAUUAAAUUUAUAUUCAUAUAGUUAUAUAGUAUAAAAAUAAAUACAUAUACACAAA
This is a messenger RNA of Bombus terrestris (buff-tailed bumblebee), 2130 nucleotides long. RefSeq names its product jerky protein homolog-like. NCBI's taxonomy places the organism in Eukaryota, Metazoa, Arthropoda, Insecta, Hymenoptera, Apidae. The coding region runs from base 70 to 1416 and encodes 448 amino acids. Gene Ontology annotation, molecular function: DNA binding. Gene Ontology annotation, cellular component: nucleus. The record is from RefSeq and is a predicted model, not a curated record. The transcript has 2 exons.